AUGUCUGUCAACGUCCCCGGUUUCUCUUCGUCUCCCUUCUUUGAAUUGUUGGAAGGUGGCCUCAAGGACGAACCUACCAAGAAGCAAGCCAUCAAGGGUGUCAAGGCUAUCAUUGUCAUUACCUUGAAGAACAAGGACAACAAGGAACAAUCGUGGGUCUUGGACUUGAAGAACGACGGUACCGUCGCCACUGUCGACAAGGUGCCCAAGAACGACGUUCAAUUGCUCUUGGCUGACGAAGACUUCGUCAAGUUGGCUGAAGGUACUGCCAACGGCCAAAAGUUGUUCAUGAACGGUAAGCUCAAGUUGAAGGGUAACAUGAUGAAGGCCACCGCCAUUGAAGGUGUCUUCAAGAAGUUGGACCCUAGACCUAAGUUGUAA
Molecule: messenger RNA, 381 nt
Organism: Diutina rugosa
Lineage: Eukaryota; Fungi; Ascomycota; Pichiomycetes; Serinales; Debaryomycetaceae
Product: SCP2 sterol-binding domain-containing protein
Exons: 1
Coding region: 1-381 (126 amino acids)
Cellular component (GO): cytosol
Source: RefSeq, a predicted model, not a curated record